Messenger RNA from Pristis pectinata (smalltooth sawfish), 1686 nucleotides. RefSeq names its product actin maturation protease (gene actmap). The record is from RefSeq and is a predicted model, not a curated record. NCBI's taxonomy places the organism in Eukaryota, Metazoa, Chordata, Chondrichthyes, Rhinopristiformes, Pristidae. The coding region runs from base 185 to 1192 and encodes 335 amino acids. The transcript is spliced from 7 exons.
CCGGGACCUCCCACCCCGGACCGAGCCGGAGGCCCCUCACACAGCCCGGUAUUAUACCUUGUCGGUUCUGGACUCCUGCUGCCCUGGUCGCUAAGGAAAGUUGACACAAGAAAAGACCCUCAUUCAGGGGAUACGUAGCCUGUCUAAUUUAAAAACUGAAACACAAAUUAACUGAUUCCAGUGAAUGCAACGUCCUGAAACACAAAUAUCGCAACAAUGGGGCGCAAGUUCCUGGGAGGAUGACACUGUGAUGCCUUCUGAUUCAGAAAGGUCGCAGCUUCCCCCACCCCCACCUCCCCCUCCUCCCCCUCCCCCUCCGUUUUCCACCCCACCAUCAUUGCCUGCAAAAAAGUUGUACCAAGUUCUUGCCGAAGGCCAAUUGCAGCCAAGAAGUGACCGAGAAGAACUGAAGAUGCUGUUCCAGAACCGAUCCAACAGUUUUAGUAAAGAGUUGAACUGGCUGCUCAUUAACACACCUGUACCCUCGUUGAUCCAGGAUGGUCCACAGUGUGGCCUGGUUGCUCUCUGGAUGGCCGGACAUUUGCUGAAUGCGUCAGAGCCAGUGAGUCUGCAGAAGAUUGUGAGCUGUGCCGUAGAGAGGAAGUACACAGCUCAGGGGGAGAUGUUCUCAGGUGAUAAUAUGGUAAAGCUGGCAAAAGAAGUUUUUGCAUGUCACGGUGAACUGCUCUCUGAUGGUUUAAUGGGCAGUAACAAAUCCAGAAUAAUGUGUCAUCUGAAGGCGGGUUAUCCUGUGUUAAUACCCUAUGAUGAAGAUUUCAACCACGAGCCCUGCCUAAGGAAAGGACACAGAGCACACUGGGCAGUGGUGUCAGGAGCACUGCUGGGACUGAGGUGCGAACUGCUGAACGACAUCUACGAGAAGGAUCCUGAUAUCCCUGGCCUCUUUUACCUGAACAGAGGUGCGACUGGACCCACAUACGCUGAAGGCUGUGUCGUUGAGUCUUACCUGCUGGCCAAGCAAGGGAAGAGUUUGAAGUACCAGCUGUGGGAGUACAAGCUGGUGCAUAGGAGCAACAUGCAGCUGAUAGAGUUUAGUCCAAAGCGAGACAAUGAUGGAACAUCCUACGUCAUACCCGAAGGUGGUGUGAAGCUAGGAUUGUGUGGGGUUGUGAUUCUUCUCCAACCAUUGUUUACAGCAACAAAGUUAACUGCUUCCAUUACUAAUAACUGAAAAAUAACUUCUAUAAAAUCUUCAGUAUCUCAGGUCUACCCAGCUUUCAAAGCACUCUAGGUGUAGUCACUGUUUUAAUGUAUGAAACUAGCAAGCUCCCACUCUCAGCACCAAGCUGAUUUGUUUGUGGUGAUGAUGAUUGGACUAGGACAAGGGGGAAGAAUCCCAUGACUCUUCAAAACAGUGCUGCAGAGUCCUCUGUUUAUUUGAAAGGGCAGAUUCUCUUCAACGUUUCAUUCAAAGUUCAAUUCCUCCGAUGUACAGCACUCCCAUAAUGCUGCACUGAAAUCAGAAUUAUGCUGAGAAACCUCUAUCUACUUCAAUGUUUGCAGGUUAUGUGGAGGAAAGGGUUGUGGUUGGAGACUGUGCAAAUUGUUAGUGUUAAACUGCUCCUGAUAUAAUGUGGACUGUAAUGCACAUCACUGACAUGAACACUGUACAUGCGUCCUGGAUCUCCCUCAGAGUCCCUGCCCCAGUAAAACAUUGGCAGUUUU